AGAUAACAUGCCAUACUUUGUCUAGUUGAUUUACAGCUAUCAAGGUAUGCAAGUCAUAUUUAUUUCAAUCCUGAUAGCAGUUUGGUUUUCAGGUGUAGCAAACGGCCAAAACACAACGAGCACAUGUUUGCUUUGUGAUCGAGUUAACACAACGGAUGAGUGCACGGGACCUGUGAGCUGUGCGGUGGAUGAGAUAUGCUAUAUGGACGAGAUUAUAACGAAUGAGCUGACAGUAGUCUACAAUGGAGGAUGUCGAAGCGCUGUUGUAUGUUACAACGGCUCUGGUGGGCAGAAUUUAAAUUUAAAGGCCGGCGACCUUAUCGCAUGCUCAAGAUGUUGUGAUCUAGACAUAAUACAUGGUGUGAAUUGUAACGCAAGACUGUGUGGAAUUAAAUCCCCUCUCCCGACAACGACAGUGUCACCAAGCAGACUCACGUGCACGCAUUGCCACAGAGUUUCAAGUCUAGAAGAAUGCACGGGUUCCAUAGCAUGUGGUCCUGAUGAGGAGUGUUAUAUGGAUCAGUUAAUAACUGACCGACUGACUAUAGUUUACGAAGGCGGAUGUCGACGAAAAGAUGUUUGUCAGUCUAGCUCUAGCGUAUCGCAUUCCUUUGGUAAACGAAGUGACCUAGAUUCUGAAUUGGUAGCAUGCAGCCGAUGUUGUGACAUUCCAGCAUUGUCCGGGCAACUCAACUGCAACGAAAGACUUUGCGGCAUCAGAUUUUCUUGUGAGCUUAUCAGCAACUGCAUAAGAUGUUCAGGGAAUUACGGUGAACAUUGUGAUCAAUGUGCUCCUGGAUAUCAUCCAGUUGACGCAAACACUACCUGCCUAGAUACUUUAUCCAAUUAUGACGUUAUAUGCAUUCCAAAAGUGAAAGACCACUGUUACAUUAUUUUUAAAACAUUACUAUCAUGGGCUGAUGCUAAGGCAGUGUGUGAAAAACGGAAUGGACAACUGUUCGUACCACAAAGUAUGGGUGAAGAACUGUUUGUAGAGAAUUACCUGUCUGCGUUAAAGGAUAUCAUGCACUAUUCACACAGUGUCUUCUGGAUAGGAGGCAAGAGAGAGGCUGGCCAAGAAAGUUGGCAAUCCAAUAAAGACAGUAAUGUAGACAGACUGGUGUCAAGUCCUAACUUCAAUAUGAACAGUACAUCAUGUUUCGCCAUGGACGGACAGGCAAAUUUCAUGUGGAAUAACUUCCGCUGUGACACUCCGUCUUUCUUCAUUUGCAAAGAAAAGACACCAUUCCACCCUACUAGACAACCACCAGUGAUUGGAUAAAUGACUUGUCUUCCAUUCCAUAUGACUUUGCAUUAAAAAUAAAAUGUAUAUUCCAGUC
Messenger RNA from Mercenaria mercenaria, 1340 nucleotides. RefSeq lists its product as uncharacterized. The transcript is spliced from 14 exons. The record is from RefSeq and is a predicted model, not a curated record. Bases 47 to 1282 code for a protein of 411 amino acids. Lineage: Eukaryota; Metazoa; Mollusca; Bivalvia; Venerida; Veneridae. Gene Ontology annotation, cellular component: external side of plasma membrane. Gene Ontology annotation, molecular function: carbohydrate binding. Gene Ontology annotation, biological process: biological process involved in interspecies interaction between organisms.